AUGGCGGGCAUUUUCGCAUACAUCGUCGUCUACCAGCUGGUGUACAGCUGGGGGUAUCUCAAGUUCUCGGAUCCGAAGGCCGCGGUGCGAUUGACGAUGCAGCAGCCUACGACGGACGGGUGCAAUCCGAAUGACCCUGGGUGCAACGACGCUUUUGUGACAUUGGACCAAUUGCCAUAUUGUUGCCAGUCCAACGCAAGUUGCAAAAGCAAUGAUGAUGGCAGCUGUAGUUGCGACUUUCGCCCCAGUUUCAAAAACUAUAAUUGCACAUACCUCGACGGUGCUGAUGCACAGAAAACUCGAGAGAGCUCGAUAUUUGUCUCCACUUUCACGCAUGCCUACUCCCAGACGCGCAACCCAGACUGCUUCUCAAGCGUCUCCGCCGGCAAAACGGAGUGCCAGAAGCUUUGGCUUCCCCGUGAAAACCUCUCCCGUGCCGACACCAUGGCGUUCACCGCGAACAUCGAGGACUACACGCUCCUCAUCGACCACUCCGUGACGGACUCGAGCGACCACGCGUACACCUCGAGGCAGAUGCAAGGCCGACUGGCCAUCACAGGCAGUGGCCCGGCCUCGAAGGAUGCUCUGUGCAGGAGCUACCCGAACGCCACCGCUGCGGGCUCGAGCUGGACGGGCAUGCUGUUCGACACCGGCGCGCGGGCCGUCGCGGCACCGUGCCUGCUGAGGCCGAGCGCAGUGGAGGGCAUGCCGGGCGCGGACGUCUUCACGAUUGGGACCCUGAUGGAGUCGAUGGGCGUGCAGUUGGACAACCGCAGCUACGAUACGAAGGAGAAAAAGCAGCGUAAACAUAAACUUUCGGAGCUCCGAACGUUUAUGUCUGCAUGCCGCUUUUUGUUCUUCUGA
Messenger RNA from Prorocentrum cordatum, 864 nucleotides. The record is from the annotation of a GenBank genome assembly. Lineage: Eukaryota; Dinophyceae; Prorocentrales; Prorocentraceae.